UCCGUUCCGUUAUGUUCGGAGGUCGGUCGGCAGGUCGCCUCGGUCCCGUUUCCAGUUAAAUUUUUACCGUUCACCAGGGCAGCGAGCUGCGAACAGGCGGACGGGCGGGUCUUCAAAUUCAAGCGUCGUGCCCCGCAGUUUCAACGCGCUCGAAGUCGAAAUUAUCAUUGAAUGGGAAAAUUGAAAAAUUGAAAACAAAAAUAUUUAAUUUCAAUCCUAAAAUAAUAAAUGUUCCUCCCUUACCCCUCUUACACAAUUGUGCGUGAAAAUUCCAAUUGCCUGGCAUUCCUAGCGACUGGCCGAAGCAAAAAUAUAAAUAAGUGCAAAUAUUUUGAAGAAUUAUUCAAAUGAAAAUACAAGCAAAAAAAAAAAAAAAUAAAUCUGCUUGGGCUACUUGAAUAAAAAAUAAGCAACAAAAUAUUAAAUGCUAUUAGUGCGUGCAAAGAAGAAGAAUAUAUCCGCCAAUAUCUGUCCGUGUCAGCAGAAGGCGAAUCGAAUGAAUAUGAAUGGGAAAGUGCUCGAGCGUAAAUAGGCCAGAAGUCGAAACAUUUGGAAGCCAAAAAAUAUCCACCGACAGAAGCUUGGACAAACUUGUGCAGUUCUCCGAUUCUCGUCUGCUCAGAUAUUUUCCAAACGCCGUGCGAGUGCUAUUAUUAAAGUAAUUUGUGCGACACUUGCCACCUGUUUGACAACUUUUUGGAAAACAAAAUUUAUGCAAACGACCUCGAGAAGAAAGCAGAACUGAUCCAAUCCGAUCCGAUCCGUUUGUGAUCCGCCCCGAAAGCGAGAGUGUGUCGUUGACCGGGAGUAUAUUGAACGGCAUUGGACGAAGAGGUAACGAGCUACACGCGCUCCAGACGUCUGAAGAGUGUCUAAGCCAGGGAGGGAGACAGCUACAGCAAAUCGAAAGAGACGGCGACAAACACGGCGACGCAGGAAAAAGGCGACAAUCAGACAGACCCCAAGACGGCACUGAACGGCGGAGGAAAAGAUUUAUUGAAGGAGAUAACCCACAAGUACAAGGCAUAAAAGUCAAUGACCACAUCAACUGGAAGCCGCAAGCAGCGUUUUUAUUAAGCAUACGCCCCCACAUAAAUUAGUAAUCAAGACGCGCCCGAGGCGAAACUAAUAAGAGGACUUAUUUUUAUUGAAAUUAUUAUGAUUAAUGGCCAGUGCUGAGCUGUGCUGGGCGGGAAAGUGAGUAGAGUUGCGCAAUGAACCUUUGGCUAAUCGAGAGCGCGAUGCGAGGCAGCAGGUUAGCUGUGGGUUGCUCAUACGCCGCGUUGGCCCGCGGAAGCAGCGUUUAAUGAAAGAAAACCAGAAUUACACAAAAUUGAUGGCUGCAACCGGUCACUGUCAACGGAAACUAAUCUCCACCGCCACACUGACUCUUUGUAUUUUAUUCUUGAGCAGCUGGAUAGCCUAUGGAGCGGCCAAGGCGACGGCGGCCGCUCCGCUCCUGGAAAGCGAGACGGAGCCGUCAUCACCGGACUUUGCCAACAGCAGUAGCGCCUUUCUAGGCGCCGUGGCCUCCGCUUCGGCUGCGUCUUCGGUUACGUCCUUAAGUGGCACUCCCCCCAUGAACAGCAGCCUAGUGGCCAUAGUUACGUAUCAGGGCAUUACCAGCAGUUAUCUAGGGGAUAGUAACACCACUUUGGUGCCCCUGUCGGAUACGCCCUUGCUCCUGGAGGAGUUCGCUGCAGGGGAGUUUGUCCUGCCACCAUUACAAUCUAUUUUCGUGAGCAUUGUCCUGCUCAUUGUCAUACUGGGAACAGUGGUGGGCAAUGUCCUGGUCUGCAUCGCCGUGUGCAUGGUUCGAAAACUGCGUAGACCCUGCAAUUAUCUUCUUGUAUCACUGGCGCUCUCCGAUUUGUGCGUUGCCCUAUUGGUAAUGCCCAUGGCUUUGUUGUACGAGGUUCUGGAAAAGUGGAACUUCGGCCCUCUGCUUUGCGACAUCUGGGUAUCCUUCGAUGUGCUCUGCUGCACAGCCUCGAUUCUGAAUCUGUGUGCCAUAUCCGUGGAUCGCUAUUUGGCCAUUACAAAGCCUUUGGAGUACGGAGUAAAGCGGACACCGCGCAGGAUGAUGCUCUGCGUGGGAAUUGUUUGGCUGGCGGCUGCCUGCAUCUCGCUGCCACCCCUGCUGAUUUUGGGCAACGAGCACGAGGACGAGGAUGGCCAGCCUAUAUGCACAGUGUGCCAGAACUUUGCAUAUCAGAUCUACGCCACCUUGGGAUCGUUUUACAUACCGCUGUCGGUGAUGCUAUUCGUCUACUACCAGAUCUUCAGGGCGGCGCGGCGCAUUGUGCUGGAGGAGAAGAGGGCGCAGACCCAUUUGCAGCAGGCGUUGAAUGGAACCGGAUCGCCCACAGCCCCGCAGGCCCCGUCCUUGGGUCACACGGAACUGGGAGGAAACGGCCAGCGGCACAGCAGUGUGGGCAACACCUCUCUAACAUACUCCACUUGCGGUGGCCUGAGCAGCGGAGGAGGUGGAGGAACCCUGGGCGUGGGUCUGGGUGGUGGCCACCACGGCAGAGGAGGGGGAGUCAGUGGCUCCACCGGUCUACUUGGUUCACCGCACCACAAAAAGCUGCGGUUUCAGCUGGCGAAGGAAAAGAAAGCCUCCACCACCCUGGGCAUCAUCAUGUCGGCCUUUACCAUCUGCUGGCUACCGUUCUUCAUCCUAGCUUUGAUUCGUCCCUUCGAAACAAUGCACGUGCCCGCCUCUCUCUCCUCGCUCUUCCUCUGGCUGGGCUACGCCAACUCGCUGCUGAACCCCAUCAUAUAUGCCACUCUGAACCGUGACUUCCGCAAGCCGUUCCAGGAGAUCCUCUACUUCCGCUGCUCCAGCCUCAACACGAUGAUGCGUGAGAACUACUACCAGGAUCAAUACGGAGAACCGCCAUCGCAAAGGGUAAUGCUCGGUGAUGAAAGACACGGUGCCCGGGAAAGUUUUCUCUAGAAAUCGUUAAUGAAAGCCAAUCAAAACUGAAUGGUAAAGGACAUCGAUGCAGUUCGGGAAAUCAUCUAAAGGAUUUUCAAAAAAGGCUCGAAACACUCAAAUACUGGGCGGAACUCUAUAAUAAGUUUAUGAAAAUUGUAAAGUCAUGGAAAGUAAUCCAGAAAGAGCUGCUUUUCUGGCAAACUAAAUAUUGAAAAUCAGAAACUCUUAAAUUAUAAAAUUGUAAAUUAAGAAAACAAAAAAAAAAACUCAAUUGAAGCUAUAAUUUACCAAAGUAUAUAUGAUAAAUGGAUUUUGAAACUUGAGUUUCCAGAAGGAAGAAGUUAGCUGAUCGAAGAUUACUUUCCACACCCAUACCCCCACAAAUGGAUAUUUGUAUGUAGUAGUGUUAGUAGUGCGUAUCUCUGUAUAUGUGCACCGCCCCUUACAUUCGCGCAAGGCGACAUCGUGGACGACUCCUCUAAAUGUAACUUGUUGUUGUAAUUUUAAAAGUAGUACUAAGCAAUCAGAGUGGCCCCAGCCACACACCCACCCACACACACACUCACACACCAACCAACACAUAUGAGAAAAACAUCAAACACACACACGGUUGUAACUGUGACAGGUUUCUACGGUUCCUUUUAUGUUUCGAAAACAAUCAGCACCGAAUAUGAAACACAAUCGUUAUCGAAUCUAUGGAUAUCCCCACCCCCGCAAACCAAUCUGCCUAGCCCUAGCCCUAGUCCACUUCCCACUUCCCUCUAACCUCUAGCCCUGCAACAAACAAAUAAAUGUUUGCCGGAGUAGUUAGUUGAUUUGCGAUACUCAACCUGAGCCAAAAAUUAAAUUUACAAGCUGCGGAUUGCAGACCUAAGUCUAGAUACGAUUAAAUUUACGUUUGUGCUAUCCUCUGUAAAUACCCAGCUCUGUCUAUAAAGAUACAUGCAAAUAAAAAUAUACAAUAUAUAUAUAUAUAAAUAUACAAAAAGAGUAGCCUAUACAUAUGUAGUACGUGUACACUGUGCAGCUCAAGCUCAAGUGAACUAAGAAGUGAACUAAAUUGUAUUUUGUAACUUUCUGCAUUAGUCUUUUGUUGUAUUUUGUAUGAAAAGUCACGCCUCUCUGUGAUACCAAACAUUAAGCAUUACUUUUAUGUUUAGAAUGAAGCUGCAUCAGACGUAAUACACAUACAUACCUAAACAUAUAGAUAUAGUAUCUACUAAGUGUGCAUGUUUUUAUUGUAUGUAUAUGUAUGUAAGCACUCCGAAAAGUGCAUUAUGAUAUUCGCGCCGCAAACCGACCGACAAACGAUAAUGAAAAAUUAUAAAACUUGGUGUUUAAAUUAAAUCGCAAAAACACAAGCGAGGGAUGAGCUACCAAACUAUUUACAUAACCCCCACCCACCCAUUCACACACUCGCAUACAUCGCCACAUCAAGAUGAGAAUGAAAUUGAAAUUUAAAAUGAAAAUUAAAAUGAAAAACAAACAAAACGGCAAACGAGCAUGACAAAACUAAGCGCAGCUAAUUAUACGCAACCCGAACUAAAGUUCAUUUCAAAAAUAAACAUCAAAUAUUAUUACUAAAACAAAAGUAUUGGAUGUAACAACUAAACCACUAAACAAACCCAAGUAAAGAUUAAAAAACACUUUCCGAGUGAAGCUUACAAAACUGCAUUUGAAAACUGUUUUCCGAAACACAAAUUGAAAUCAUGCGAAAGUUAAGGCAUCAAAUAAAAGGAAAAUCGUAUAAAUGUAAUUUACCUGAAUUAAAUUGGUUUUUCAUUGGUUUCUUCGGCAAGUGGGGUCCCUUUCAGGCAUACCUCUUGAAAAAUUACAAAGCAUUUUAUUCUGGAGUUGAAAAACUCGUAAUAGGAAUUGAAUUCAAAUCCAAAAAAAAACCAGUUGCAGCAUCUGGGGGAAAACUCGGUGCACAAUUCAACAGACUGCGAGUGGCUUUGCCUGGACGAAACAAAAAAAGGAUAUAUAUUUAUAAGCUAGGACAGCUACCAGUGCAUUCUGCUCAGUGAGAGUGACAAGUUGGGCAAACGUGCAAAAUGCACGGAAACGGAAGUCGAAGCGAGAGGCGAAUGCGACGCCAACAUGGCGUGCAUAUCAAAAUGGCAAAAGGCAA
Drosophila ananassae is the source of this 5072-nucleotide messenger RNA. It is a transcript of the gene 5-HT7, whose product is annotated as 5-hydroxytryptamine receptor 1. Gene Ontology annotation, cellular component: membrane. Gene Ontology annotation, biological process: adenylate cyclase-activating adrenergic receptor signaling pathway. The record is from RefSeq and is a predicted model, not a curated record. The transcript is spliced from 4 exons. Gene Ontology annotation, molecular function: G protein-coupled amine receptor activity. The coding region runs from base 1307 to 2959 and encodes 550 amino acids. NCBI's taxonomy places the organism in Eukaryota, Metazoa, Arthropoda, Insecta, Diptera, Drosophilidae.